Cricetulus griseus (Chinese hamster) is the source of this 3388-nucleotide messenger RNA. The record is from RefSeq and is a predicted model, not a curated record. NCBI's taxonomy places the organism in Eukaryota, Metazoa, Chordata, Mammalia, Rodentia, Cricetidae.
CUCUGUGCCUGGUGUCUUCCCCUGCAGAGCGAGCCUCGCAGCUGGUCGCUGCUGGAGCAGAUGGGCCUGGCGGGGGCUGACCUGGCGGCCCCCGGCGUGCAGCAGCGGCUGGAGCUGGAAAGAGAGCGGCUCAGGCGGGAGAUCCGCAAGGAGCUGAAGCUGAAGGAGGGCGCUGAGAACCUGAGGCGAGCCACCACCGACCUGGGCCGCAGCCUGGGCCCUGUGGAGCUGCUGCUGCGGGGCUCUGCUCGACGGCUUGACUUGCUGCACCAGCAGCUGCAGGAGCUGCAUGCACAUGUGGUGCUUCCUGACCCUGCAGCCGGGAGUGAUGCUUCCCAAUCCCUUGGAGAGGGCAGCACUGUCUGCUCAUCCACCAACUUGAGUCGGGUGGCUGGCCUGGAGAAACAGCUGGCCAUUGAGCUGAAGGUCAAACAGGGGGCAGAAAACAUGAUCCAGACCUACAGUAAUGGCAGCACCAAGGACAGGAAGCUGCUGUUGACGGCCCAACAGAUGCUGCAGGAUAGCAAGACCAAGAUUGACAUCAUCCGCAUGCAGAUUCGCCGUGCACUACAGGCUGGCCAGUUGGAGAGCCAGGCAGCUCUGGAUGAGGCCCAAGGAGGUCCAGACCUGGGAGUGGUAGAGCUUCGCAUUGAGGAGCUGAGACACCAUUUCAGAGUGGAGCAUGCAGUGGCAGAAGGCGCCAAGAACGUCCUGCGCCUGCUCAGCGCUUCCAAGGCCCCGGACCGCAAGGCAGUCAGCGAGGCUCAGGAGAAAUUGACUGAAUCUAACCAAAAAUUGGGCUUGCUGCGUGAGGCACUGGAGCGGCGCCUCGGGGAGCUGCCGGCAGAUCAUCCCAAGGGGCGGCUGCUUCGAGAGGAGCUCACCGUGGCCUCAUCAGCAGCCUUCAGUGCAAUUCUGCCUGGGCCCUUCCCUGCCACACACUACAGCACCUUGAGCAAGCCUGCACCACUCACAGGGACCCUGGAAGUACGAGUGGUAGGCUGCAGGAAUCUUCCAGAGACCAUCCCCUGGAACCCUUCCCCCUCAGUGGGGGCACCUGGGACCCCUGACAGCCGUACCCCUUUCCUAAGCCGCCCAGCCCGGGGCCUUUAUAGCCGAAGUGGAAGCCUUAGUGGACGGAGCAGCCUCAAGGGGGAAAUGGAGAACACAACUGAGGUCAGCACCGUGCUCAAGCUGGACAAUGCAGUGGUAGGACAGACAGCAUGGAAGCCAUGCGGCCCCAGUGCCUGGGACCAGAGCUUUACCCUGGAGCUGGAGAGGGCACGGGAGCUAGAGUUGGCUGUGUUCUGGCGGGACCAGAGGGGCCUGUGUGCGCUCAAGUUUCUGAAGCUGGAGGACUUCUUGGACAAUGAGAGGCACGAGGUGCAGCUGGACAUGGAGCCCCAGGGCUGCCUGGUGGCUGAGGUCACCUUUCGAAAUCCCAUCAUUGAGCGGAUCCCUAGGCUCCAAAGGCAGAAAAAAAUCUUCUCCAAACAGCAAGGGAAGGCAUUUCAGCGUGCCAGACAAAUGAACAUUGAUGUGGCAACUUGGGUGCGGCUGCUCCGGAGACUCAUCCCUAAUGCUGUCACCACGGGCACCUUCAGUCCCAAUGCAUCUCCAGGCUCUGAGGUCCGGCACACUGGAGAUAUAUCCAUGGAGAAGCUGAACCUUGGUGCUGACUCUGACAGCUCGUCCCAGAAGAGCCCACCAGGGCUGCCCUCCACAUUGUAUAGCUUGAGUUCUCCAACUCAUGAAUCCACCACUUCUCCAGAGCUGCCUUCAGAGACCCAGGAGACUCCAGGCCCUGGCCUGUGCAGCCCCCUGGGGAAGUCGUCCCUGAGUCUUGAGGACUUCAAGUUCCUGGCAGUGCUGGGCCGAGGUCAUUUUGGGAAGGUGCUGCUGUCUGAAUUCCGCUCCAGUGGAGAGCUCUUUGCCAUCAAAGCCUUGAAGAAAGGUGACAUUGUAGCCCGAGAUGAGGUGGAGAGCCUGAUGUGUGAGAAGCGGAUUUUGGCGGCCGUGACCAGGGCAGGACAUCCCUUCCUGGUGAACCUUUUCGGCUGUUUCCAGACCCCAGAGCACGUGUGCUUUGUGAUGGAGUACUCAGCAGGCGGAGACCUGAUGCUGCACAUCCACAGUGAUGUGUUCUCAGAGCCUCGGGCUGUCUUUGGGACCCCAUGGGUUAGGGACUUGGCGCCUGUGGAGCCAGGCUUGUGUGAUCUUGUGCGUCUCUGCAGCUUCUAUUCGGCCUGUGUGGUGCUGGGGCUGCAGUUCCUCCAUGAGCACAAGAUUGUGUACAGGGACCUGAAGUUGGACAAUUUGCUCCUGGAUACUGAGGGCUACGUCAAGAUCGCAGACUUUGGCCUCUGCAAGGAGGGGAUGGGCUAUGGAGACCGGACCAGCACAUUCUGCGGGACUCCAGAGUUCCUGGCGCCGGAAGUGCUGACAGAUACAUCCUACACGCGAGCAGUGGACUGGUGGGGACUAGGCGUGCUGCUCUAUGAGAUGCUGGUUGGCGAGUCUCCGUUCCCUGGGGACGAUGAGGAGGAGGUGUUUGACAGCAUUGUCAACGAUGAGGUUCGCUAUCCCCGCUUUCUGUCGGCAGAGGCCAUUGGCAUCAUGAGAAGGCUGCUGCGGAGGAACCCAGAGCGGAGGUUGGGAUCCACUGAACGCGACGCGGAAGACGUGAAAAAACAGCCUUUUUUUCGGACUCUGGGCUGGGACGUCCUGCUGGCUCGUCGCCUGCCCCCACCCUUCGUGCCUACGCUUUCGGGGCGCACAGACGUCAGCAACUUCGAUGAGGAGUUCACUGGAGAGUUGCCCACGCUGAGCCCUCCACGGGAUGCGCGGCCCCUCACAGCUGCGGAGCAGGCGGCCUUCCGGGAUUUCGACUUUGUGGCGGGGGGCCACCAGCCCCAAGCCCCUGCCUUGCCCAAGAGUUCUUGGUUUUUAAAAAGCCCUUUGGGGUUUGCCCCAUACAUGUAUUUUCAGCCUCUGUGUGCAAUCUGGGGCAAGCGUCCUUGAAACAGGUGACAAGCAGGCAGACUCUGGGGGACAGGACUGUGAUGGGGCUCAAUUGAAAGGUCAAGCUGGGAACAUGCAUUAGUGAGGAGCCAGGAUAGGACUCAGGGCUGUAGUGGGUAUAGGGUAUUGAGACUGUUAGUAUAGUUAGGGACCAAAAGUGAGCAGAAUGGUUCCAAGAGCCUGUUGUGGCGGCGGCAGAGACAGGAAGUGAAUCCAAAACCUCGCUGCAUUUAAGGGGAGCUCCAAUCUCAGAACUAAGGACUCAGGGUUGUGCACAUGCUCUUGGAGCUGAUGACCCGGGGAUCCCACCUCUGAUAUUUGGAACAUCCCGUGUCUACGCCAUCGUGUGCCCAAUGUUAGAAUUGUA